Messenger RNA from Cimex lectularius (bed bug), 2619 nucleotides. It is a transcript of the gene Cyp18a1, whose product is annotated as cytochrome P450 18a1. Bases 349 to 1944 code for a protein of 531 amino acids. Gene Ontology annotation, cellular component: intracellular membrane-bounded organelle; cytoplasm. Gene Ontology annotation, biological process: xenobiotic metabolic process. Gene Ontology annotation, molecular function: heme binding; iron ion binding; oxidoreductase activity, acting on paired donors, with incorporation or reduction of molecular oxygen, reduced flavin or flavoprotein as one donor, and incorporation of one atom of oxygen. The transcript has 6 exons. The record is from RefSeq and is a predicted model, not a curated record. Lineage: Eukaryota; Metazoa; Arthropoda; Insecta; Hemiptera; Cimicidae.
UCAUUGAGGGAGAAAAAAGCAAUUCGUGAUGUGAAGAACUUUCAUGAAAGCCUUGGUGUGGUCUUUUUUUACGGUUUGUCUUGGGAAAAGCGAAGUCGAGGGACUCGGCUCCCUUUCACGAGUACCAACCCCGAUGGGAGCGUGUACGGAGAGAUAAGUCCCGAUGACCCAAUUAACUUGGAAGCCGGUGUGGAGCCGGGAGAAGGCAGGUGGAACGGCGGGCGGCUACUGGAAAGAGAGGCGUGGAGUGAGAAGAGGCCCCCCUCUUGCCCCCACCAGCGGCCGGCCCUCUCUAUAAAACGGCCCAGAGGCCAAAACGCCCAGUAUUCCAAAAUUGCCGCUGGGAGGAUGUUCACCACCAGGCUGUUCGAGUUGAUGGCCCAUUGGGUCGACACGCGGUCCUUCCUCGUCUUCGCCCUGGUGCUGGUCGUGGCCCGGUUGGCGAUCGCCUUCGCCCUCAGGAUGUCACGUCUUCCCCCCGGCCCUUGGGGGCUCCCUUUUGUCGGAUAUUUGCCUUUCCUGAAGGCCGACGCUCACAUCCAGUUUGAACGGCUCGCCAAAAAAUACGGCGGUGUCUUCAGCCUCAAGCUGGGAAAUCAGUUCGUGGUCGUUUUGAGUGAUUACAAGAUCAUCAGGGACACCUUCAAAAGAGACGACUGCACUGGCAGACCCCACACCGAAUUCUCGACGAUUCUGCAAGGAUACGGGAUCGUUAACAGUGACGGCAAACUUUGGAAAGACCAGAGGAAGUUUCUACACGAGAAGCUUAGAAAAUUCGGUAUGAACUACUCCGGCCAAGGGAAAUAUCAGAUGGCGGCCAGAAUCAUGAAAGAAGUCGAGUUCUUCCUCCGAUCUCUUGUCAAGGAGAAACACACGGACACGGACUUGAACCCGAUCUUGUGCACGUCGAUCAGCAACGUAGUCUGCACGUUGCUGAUGAGCGUCAGAUUCGAUCAGAAAGAUGCGCAGUUCCAGCGCUUCAUGCAGUUGUUCGAGGAGGGCUUCCGCCUCUUCGGCUCUCUCAGCUACGCCAACUUUUUCCCUAUAAUGCGCUACCUCCCUGGCCUUCAGACCGUCAAAAAGAAAAUUGAAAAGAAUCGAAAUGAGACUGCAGCGUUUUUCCAGCAGAAGGUCGACUCGCACAGAGAGUCUUUCGACCGGGGCAACAUACGGGAUCUACUUGACAAUUAUCUCCUGGAGAUCGAGGACGCCAAGGAGGCCGGGAACGACAGCGAACUUUUCGAAGGGAAGCAGCACGACAGGCAGCUGCAACAAAUCAUCGCCGAUAUCUUUACCGCCGGGAUGGAAUCGACAAAGACGACGCUUCUCUGGAGCAUAAUCUACAUGCUUCACGAGCCCGAGGUUGCGAAAAAAGUGCAGAAAGAGCUCGACGACGUCGUCGGACGGCACCGGCUACCGGGUCUCGAGGAUCGGCCGUUCCUCCCCUACACGGAAGCCGCGAUCCUGGAAACCCUCAGACUGUCCAGCGUCGUACCCCUCGGAACUACACACUCUCCAAAAAAAGACAUUAAAUUGGAAGGAUACACGAUUCCGGCAAAUUCGCACGUGAUUCCACUCUUGUACGCUGUUCACAUGGACCCAAAUCUCUGGGACGAACCGGAAGCCUUCAAGCCUGAAAGAUUUCUCACAGCCGAGAACAAAAUCUUCUGUCCUGACUACUUCCUUCCAUUUGGAGUCGGAAGGCGCAUGUGUCUGGGAGCGGUACUCGCGAGGCUGGAACUGUUCCAGUUCUUCGCCAGUUUCAUGCACACGUUUCACGCGAGGGUGCCGGAGGACUGUCCGCCGCCCAGUUUGAGGCCGAACAUCGGAGUCACCCUGACGCCCGAACACUUCAGAGUCAGCCUGACGCAACGGCCGCUCCAGGAUUCCAGCCUGGAAUUCCUGAAUUCGGCCCCGGGGGUGCGGAGCGUCGGAGCCCACUAAAACCCGCGACAAUCGCCCAACCAUCGUUCCUCGUUCCGACAAACACAUUGAAUUCGGAUUUUGUUUUUAGACGUUUUUUUAGAAUUUUUAGAUUCGAGUCGAAAAGACUGAUUUGUUUUGUUAUUGUUUGAUUUGAUCCGGUGGUCAAAGCUCAAAUCAAUUUAUCGAAAGCUAUUAUCUGGAAUUGUGUUGCACAAUAUACCUCCACGUCAAUAUUUUUUUAAGUCGUCAUCAAUCAGCUAAAGUGCCAUAUCGUUAAGCGUCUUUUUCUGAGACAUUCCUUGAAUUUUGUGUUCAUCGUCUUAUUUAUUUAGACUUCGGCUGUGUACUCUUAGAUAAUAAGCCUGGUCUUUUGUGUUCAUUUGUCUUGUCAAACGAUUUUUUUUUCUCAUGUGUUCUUGAUGUUGGUUCCUGUCUCUAGUCAUAAUUUAAACUUCAGGGUCCGCGGAUGGGGCAACGUUACGCUCGCUCCUAGCCCGAUGCCCAUUUGGCAACGGACGUCUCUAACCAGACCCUCUUCGGAUUUUGCUCUGCAGUUUUACCAACACAGGCAUGACCCAUUUUGAAUAAAAUAUGUUUUUUUAUUAUUGUAUAAAUUAUUUUAUUAAGACGAGAUUACGUCUCAUGUAUACGAACGUUUUUAUAUUUCUUUUUUUAAUAAAAAAGUAAACUUUA